UAAACAGGUAAUACAACUUUGUUUCACAUUUCGCGAUCUCCGGUCACCUGUGCAUGUCGUGUACGAUGGAUCGUAUAUUCAAACUGGCGAUUCUUUUGUUAAUAGCAGACGGCCCUAUGGUCAAUUUUAGGGUGUUUGCGAGAGCCAUGUCCACGGUUGCUAAGAACUUUGAAGCCAACGGCGUGGUGCCUGACGUCGUCCCGAAGGCGCCAAAUGCAUUGGUUACUGUUAAGUAUCCAAGUGGAGUGGAAGUGAACGAAGGCAAUGAGCUGACGCCGAGACAGGUGAAGGAUGUGCCAAGUGUCAGCUAUGACGCCAGCCCUGAUAGCUUCUACACCUUGGCUUUGACCGAUCCAGAUGCACCUUCCCGAAAGGAGCCAAAUAUCCGUGAAUGGCACCACUGGUUGGUUGGAAACAUUCCCGGGCAAAACGUCGCCUCGGGUGAGACAUUGUCCGCGUUCAUCGGCUCUGGGCCUCCAGAGGGCACUGGUCUCCACCGAUACGUGUUUUUGGUGUACAAGCAACCAUCUAAGUUGACAUUUGAUGAGCCAAGACUACCUGAAUCCAGAGACAAGCGAGCCAUGUUCUCUAUCGCCAAGUUUGCAGAGAAAUACAAAUUGGGUGAUCCUAUUGCGGGUAAUUUCUACGAAGCCCAAUACGACGAUUAUGUUCCUGAGCUGUACAAACAGCUCGAUUCCUAAAUAUUUGAGAACCGGCUGUAAAAUUAUCAAGUAAUUUUACGACAUUAUUUAAAUCAAUAAAAUGUACUGAAAAUUAUUUCUAUUCAAAUGUAAUGCGUGAAUCGGAAUAUAUUUUCUAUAUUAUUUGCUGAACUGGUACUUCUAAUGUCGUGAAACCCAAUUGUUAGUGCAUUUGUAGGAAUCAGUGUCGAAAAGCCUUGUAUCCGCCGAUAAAAUUGGCGGUUAGAUUUAAGAAAUCCAUUAAAGAAUUAUCAAGUUA
Pieris rapae (cabbage white) is the source of this 960-nucleotide messenger RNA. Its product is annotated as protein D2-like. The transcript has 4 exons. Bases 54 to 701 code for a protein of 215 amino acids. The record is from RefSeq and is a predicted model, not a curated record. Lineage: Eukaryota; Metazoa; Arthropoda; Insecta; Lepidoptera; Pieridae.